Lachancea lanzarotensis is the source of this 1722-nucleotide messenger RNA. It is a transcript of the gene LYP1, whose product is annotated as LALA0S11e02124g1_1. NCBI's taxonomy places the organism in Eukaryota, Fungi, Ascomycota, Saccharomycetes, Saccharomycetales, Saccharomycetaceae. The coding region runs from base 1 to 1722 and encodes 573 amino acids. Gene Ontology annotation, biological process: amino acid transmembrane transport. The record is from RefSeq and is a predicted model, not a curated record. The transcript has a single exon. Gene Ontology annotation, cellular component: membrane. Gene Ontology annotation, molecular function: amino acid transmembrane transporter activity.
AUGGUUAGGAAGCUGUCAACUCACGACUACGAGGAUGGUGCUAAAACAAGCGGGAAAACGGGCGGCGAAGGGCUUGAAAUGUCUGAAAUGUCGGGCGAAACGAACUGGCAGGACAACAGUGACGGUAUAAGUGAUCCAGAAUUGCGCAGCUACCAGGACUCAGAGCUGCACGGCCUUGUUCAGGAGGGUCAAGUUAAGCGGGCACUCAAAUCGCGCCAUAUCUCGAUGAUUGCGCUCGGUGGAACCAUCGGAACCGGUCUUUUUGUCGGUAUUGCCGCUCCACUGUCAUAUUCAGGGCCUGUUGGUGCACUAAUUGCCUACAUUUUCGUGGGAAGUUUUGUGUACUUUGUGACCCAAUCGCUGGGUGAAAUGGCUACCUUUAUCCCUGUAACGUCGUCCAUUACCGUGUUUUCUUCCAGGUUUUUGUCUCCAGCGUUUGGGUUUGCCAACGGGUACAUGUACUGGUUCAACUGGGCAAUCACAUACGCCGUUGAACUUUCAGUCAUCGGACAAGUCAUCCAGUAUUGGACGGACUCAGUCCCGCUAGCUGCUUGGAUUGCCAUAUUUUGGGUCCUAAUUACGUUGGCUAAUUUCUUCCCUGUGCACUUUUAUGGUGAAGUCGAGUUUUGGGUCGCAGCUCUCAAGGUAAUCGCUAUUGUCGGCUACAUGCUCUACGCCCUCAUCAUUGUUUGCGGGGGUUCCAAACAGGGACCUAUCGGGUUCCGCUACUGGCGUAACCCUGGUCCUUGGGGUGAUGGUAUCAUUUCCAAAAACAAGGCCGAAGGUAGAUUCCUUGGCUGGGUGGCCUCUUUGAUCAAUGCCUCAUUCACGUAUCAAGGUACCGAACUAGUUGGUAUUACCGCUGGUGAAGCCGCUAACCCCAGAAAAACUGUACCAAGGGCCAUCAACAAGGUUUUUUUCAGGAUCUUGUUUUUCUACAUCCUGUCGUUGUUCUUCGUCGGUCUCCUCGUACCCUUCAAUGACAAGAGCUUAAGUCAGGAUUCGGCAUCCUCAGUUAUUGCUUCUUCGCCCUUUGUCAUUUCCAUCAAACAUGCUGGCACAAAGGUGCUUCCAGACAUUUUCAACGCUGUUGUCUUGGUCACCAUUAUUUCUGCGGCCAACUCAAACGUUUAUGUGGGAUCCCGUAUUCUAUACUCGCUUGGACACAGCGGUAUUGCUCCCAAACACUUCACCUACCUUACCAAGCAAGGUGUUCCCUACUUGGGGGUUAUCGGUACUGCUCUACUAGGGUUGCUGGCAUUCCUUGCUACCAACGACAAUGCCAAUGAGGGUUUCAACUGGCUGAUCAACAUUUCGACCCUUGCGGGACUAUGCGCCUGGUUCUUUAUCUCUUUCUCUCAUAUCAGAUUCAUGCAAUGUUUGAAGCAUCGCGGUAUAUCGCGGGACGACCUACCUUUCAAGUCCAAAUUUAUGCCAUGGGGCGCUUACUACGCAGCCUUUUGGGUCGCCGUCGUCAUCUUCGUGCAAGGUUUUCAAGCCUUCUCGCCCAAGACCACUGCCUCUGGGUUUUUCACCAGUUAUAUCUCCCUUAUCCUACUGGUGGUGGUGUUCAUUGGUGCUCAGAUCUACUACAGAUGCCGAUUUUUGACUCGCGUCGAAGAUAUCGAUAUCGAUUCCGACAGAAGAGAAAUUGACGCCCUGAUAUGGGAAGAAGAAGAACCUACCACGCUAUGGGGUAAGUUUUGGACUGCCGUGGCUUGA